AUGACGACAAAAAAACUGUUUACGUCUUUGCAAAACGAACUUUCAUUUGUAUCACGGAAUAAUUUUACCAAAGAGAAUAAAGCGCUGGGAAACGAUGCAAGGAAUGAGUCGAAAGAAGAAAGAGUAGAUUUAGAAGAACUUGAGAAUUUUGCUCAAACGUUUAAGAAGCAGCGUAUCAAGUUUGGUUUCACUCAAGGUGAUGUUGGUAUGGCGCUUGGGCGUCGAUAUGGCACAGACUUUUCUCAAACAACAAUUUCACGUUUUGAAGCACUAAAUUUGUCUUUCAAAAAUAUGUGCAAAUUGAGGCCGUUGCUCAAAGAAUGGUUGGCUGAUGCUGAGGCAGCGAUUGCUAGUGGAGCAUCAGUUAGUGAUCUACUGGAAGCACCGUCAAAGAAUUCUUCAACGCAGGUCUGUUACGGGCUUUUCGAGUCAAAUAAAUUUUCAAGAAUACCUUAUAUUGACGGGAUAGUCUCCUUACCGGAUCAGCGUUUGUGUUGUGAAGAUUUUUCGUCAAAUAGUCAACAAGGAUAUUUGGAAUGUCGGAAGGGUUCUAAUAGCAAUACAACUCCUACUCCGUCUGCUGGGGUCUGCCGGUCGCUUGCUGGCAAUAAAAUACGUAAAAAUGAGUUGGAAUUUGAGAAAAUAGAAACGUAUACGACAAAAUAUCCUAACCAUUCUUUGCCAAAAAAUGACAGAAAGGCAGUCUGCUUAGCUGAAGCACUGUUUGCUAUUCGAAAAGCUUUUCCUGACUUUAGCAGUUUUCCACUGCAUGAAGACACGUUGUUGGAAACGUCUGAUUGCUUAAAAAAAGUUAGGUUUUAUGAUUUAAACGAUGUCGAAGGUCUUGAAGUAGAACGUAGGUUUAUGGAUCUUGAUUUCAAUAUCUAUGUUCCGCAGCCUCAGGAUGAUGAUCUAAAUGGUGUCAGUUGGACUAAUUGUUGGUGGAAUGGUACAGAUCGGCCAUCUGACGAAGAAAUUGGAGUGGAUGCCAGAACUUUUUGGAAUUGUAAUAUAUAUAAUGCAGCAUAUUUUAAUACUGGUUACUCUUGGAACGGUAUGGGAGAAAUUUACGCCAACAUUAAAGAGCCUACAGAAGUUAAGGAUAGUGAGUGGAAUUGGAUGGAGAGAUGCAUUGAAGACCAUUUAUUGGUAAAUGGAGAUAACGGUGAUUUAACAAGUGGAAAAGUUUUGGCAGGUUCACCAUCUCCCAGUGGUGUGGCUUUAAAUUCUGGUGUCAUACCGCUAAGGAAACGUAGAAAACGUACAAAUCUUGAUGCAACACAGCGAUCAGCACUAGACCAGUUUUUUAAGGUUAAUCCACGUCCAGAUCAUGAUAAAAUGGCGCAAAUUGCUGAAAUGCUAGAACUUGAUCGAGACGUGAUUCGUGUAUGGUUUUGUAAUCGUCGUCAAAAGGUACGCAAAGAAUGA
Molecule: messenger RNA, 1428 nt
Organism: Enterobius vermicularis (human pinworm)
Lineage: Eukaryota; Metazoa; Nematoda; Chromadorea; Rhabditida; Oxyuridae
Source: the annotation of a GenBank genome assembly